Molecule: messenger RNA, 3348 nt
Organism: Ylistrum balloti
Lineage: Eukaryota; Metazoa; Mollusca; Bivalvia; Pectinida; Pectinidae
Product: BLOC-3 complex member HPS1-like
Exons: 16
Coding region: 5-2383 (792 amino acids)
Biological process (GO): vesicle-mediated transport
Cellular component (GO): BLOC-3 complex
Molecular function (GO): guanyl-nucleotide exchange factor activity
Source: RefSeq, a predicted model, not a curated record
CAACAUGAAGGGAUUUCUUAUAAUAAACAGAAUAAAUGACAUUUUGUUCACCGAUUGCGAUGAUGAUUUUAUACGCAAUAUCAACAAUCAGGCCAUAGAGGCAGGAUUACUUCAGGUGGAAGACAAUGAUGGGACCUUGAAUCAUAAUAUCAUUAUGCAGCUAUUCUCCCCACUGUUUAUGUCACAAUGGUUUCUUAUCGAUCACAAGAAGAACCCCUGCCUGUCAAUCACCUGUGAGAAUGACUACCUCUUUGUCUUCAAACAGUUUGAAGAUUUGCUGUUGAUUGUGAUCAAUGGAGAUCAGACAGAGACUGAAGAGUUCCUACAUCGCAAGGUCUGUGUGUUUGUACGACUCAUGGAGUUCCUGUUCGGGCCUGCCACUGAAGAGUUGGGGCACAGUAAGUUUGCAGACAGAAGUGACCGAUGGGAUUUCGUAAGAGGUGUUUUGUCUACUUACAAGCAACUUGUUAUGGAGGAGCAGUCAUUUCUUGUUGAGGCUAUAGAGAGACUACAGGUGAACCAGGCAGUCAAUGUUAAGUGUAUGGAACUGCUCGAGUCUGCCAUUAAUAAGAUACAGAAGUCUGGAGAAAAGGCAACACAUCACGCUCUUCUUAUUGUCAACAGUAAACUACUGUCUCUGUACUCAGAUCGUAAUUCAGCUGAGCUUCAGGCAGCUGAUACUUUGUCUAUCAUACUGUUGGUUCAGCAGAUGUUUCCUAAUGAUGAGAAGCUAGAGGACUUCUUUGCUUACUCCUGUCGUAAACCUGAUCCAGUAAAACCAAUGGAAGAGAUCAAAAGUCCAGCUUCAGUCUGUACCUACCCUUCCCACACAGAUCGGUACGAGAGUGCUCUGGAGGGGGAAGAUGAGGAUUUUAUUGAUGAUGCUGAUGACCAGUAUCAGAGUGCCAGAGAUACUCCUCCAGUAGGUAAAAAGAGGGAAUCCUUCUCUACAGCCACAGGAAGUCCCUACCCACAAGUCUCUGAGAUGGGAGAGGAGUUCCCUACAACAUCUACUGACACUGAUUUUAAGUGUUGGCCAAAGGGAGAACACAGACUUAAUGUUCCCCCAUUGCGGGGUCGAAGUCGCACUAGUGAAGAUGUGCACACUGGCAUGUCAUCGUGGAGAAGUUUCUUUGGUGCAGGGCGGGCAAGGAGUGCAAAUAUGAUGGAACACUCUUCUUCAAUGUCAAAAUCAGGGGACGGAUCUAAGUCAGAGAGCAUGAAAUCCCUGGAGGAUGACACACCACCCUCUAUAUUAACAGCCCCACAAAGAACAGAAAAUGAAAGUUAUGUUAGACAGAUUGUGUUCCUGUGUACAGAGACCUGUUCCUUCUCACCACAUCAACUUCACUGUCUACAAAUCUACCCAGGCAUGGUGUUAGUCCUCGUCAGUCAGGUACCUUGGGGUGGACAUGCCGACAAACUCAGCCAAUUACUGUUGCUUCUGAAAGAUUUGUUGUCAGGACGAAGAACGAGGGUGCACAGAACGCAAGGACAGGAAUUGUUUGACAUGAUCACUUCCCUCCUCAACAAACUCCUACCCACAAUGAAAAAGAUUAAGGGUAAUAUUGCUGUGAUUUUCAACAAAAUACGAGCAGGUUGGGACAAACCAGAGUUUAAGAAUUUGCUGUUGGAAUACCUGGAAAACACCACCUAUACAGAGAUCCCACCAAGUGUAGAGCGUUCCUUGAACUUGCUGCUGAAGUGGGUAAAGGAGCUCUUCCUCUACAUGUAUCUCCUCCCUCGAGACGUUUCAUCGUCAAUCUUAGAAGCAGUUAAAGUCAUACACGAGAAAGCUAAGGUCAAACUUCGUGACUACAAAGAAUAUCUUGCUGUCAAGGCCCAGCGCAACAUUACUAUGACAACAUACCUGGACAUGUUCCCAGGACUUGUACACUUUAUUUACAUAGACAGGAAGACAAACCAAGUAAUGGCACCCUCCCUCAAUAUCACCACUGGUGAGGACGGCACAGUCUCGGAUGCCACUCAACUCCUCAAGGACAAGAUUUGGAAAAUGAUUGAAUGGGUCCAGCUCAAGCUGAAGAAUGGCAUUACCAUGGUGACAACAAGAGAUGGCGACUACCAUUUUUCCUAUUUCCUGUGGUUUGAAGAUUGCAAUGGCACCCAAAUGCCAGUUCAGUGCCAGUACCAAGCCACUUUGGCCCAGUCUCCCCCAGGGAUCCUGUCGGGAAAUUUCUAUCGCAACUUGACGCGAGAGUCCUUCCCAAAUGUGGUACCAGGUUCUGUCAACUGUUAUGAACUGAUGAUGAUGCACGUCGGCCUCGUACAUACCCAGUACAUAGUAAACCAUUGUCAGAAACUUACACGUAUGAUGUGGGAAAUAUCUGGAGACCCAUACUCUCCCAUGAGUCUUGUGUGGUGAAUGAAUGAUAAAUUUGGCGGACAACUGUCAAGAUCAAGUAUCAUGUGCCAGAGAGAUAUUUCAGAGACCCAUUUCCUCUCAAAGCCUGAUGUGAUGUAUGGAUGACCAGUUAAGUGAAUACUGUGAUUUUUUGCACAUCAGUUUAAUGCAGUAUCUAAUCAGUGGAUCUAUGAUACUCUUAAGACUAAAGUAAAAAUGUUUAGAUAUAACAGUGUUGAAUUCAAACAUUGAAAAUUUUUACAUAUUUGAUUAGUGCAAUAGCAACAUGUUUCUGUGGUUAAAUUUCAUCACUAUGUUGAUUUUAUUCCAAAAAGUCUUCGCCAUAUAUUUGUGUUUCAAUCUUGUUCUCAGUAAUGAAGAAAUGUUUCACAUAAGAUGUUAUUUCCAGUCAGCUUUAAAAUGUAAGGAUUCCAUUAAAGUUCUACUUUCCAGACAUAUCAGCAAUUGUUUAUCACAGACUUACAUGAAUUUGCUUUUCUAUCCUUUUAAGAUGUUAAUUGUGGCUAAAUAGACAUUUCAUGGAUUAACAGGGUGUAUUUGUAGAAAAUUUUACAACAAUUUGGCAGAGUAAAACACGAUAUAAAUUUAUGUAAAUUAGGGUAUUCCAGUUGACCCUUGUAUGUUUUAGACUCUGAUAAUAAGUUUUGACUCCUGUGUUUUAAGGAAUAUGCCUACUUCACAAUGUUUUGACUCUUCAGAGUUGUAAUUGAACUUUAAAUAUUACAAAAUGUAAACUGUAAACUGUAAACUGAAUUGUAAACAGUGAAAUAUGAGAUUUCCUCAAAGUUGUUAUACAGUGUAUAAGAUACACAAAAAAAGAUACUCCACAGUUAAGUUUUCCACUGGUUACAUCAUACAAGGUAGAUAUACAAGUCUACGCUGUCUUGAUAUCAGAAUGUUUCUUCAAGGCAUAGUGUUAAUUGACCUUUUUACAAUGUUAUAUAAUAAAAUAUAUUUUUAAAGUA